UUGACGCUUUAUUGACGCGUUCGGGCUUCCGUAGUUAUGUCAUGAGGAAAUGUAAGGUAGCACUAACACAACGUUAGCGCUGCUAUUCGAGAGACCCUUUUAUGCACGUCAUGAGGUAAACAAAACCUACAACAAUGACGACUGGUGCCGACUACCGCUCCAUCUUUAAUCUGUGCCCAAAUGAUGAGGCUUUGAAUGGACUGAGAGAAGUGAACCCCAUCCUAAAGCAGCCUGUAAACACUGUCCCAGCCACAGACAAGUCGGAAGACAAAUCCCCAGAAGAUGACAGACAGCGGGAGUCCAGUCUGGUUAGAGAAGUGUCAGACAAGAUGGUCUGCUCAGCCUGCAAAUGCCUCUUUGUCAGUCGUGAGGAACAGAUGGAGCACUACAAGCUCGACUGGCAUCGCUUCAACUUGAGACUCAAGAUUUCGGGAUUGCCACUCAUCACAGCUGAGGAGUUUGAGAGGAAGACCGGAGCUGGAGACAUGUCAAGUAUCUCAGGCUCAGAGUCCGAAUCGGAGGAAGAUGACUCUGAUAGUGAGAGUGGGGGAACGAGCAGCAACAUCACUGGCACUGAUAAUGAGAGCUCAGUUGAAACCAGUUUAUUUACUGGCCGGCACUCUAGCAAGGUGUUUUUCCAGAACUCUGGCGAACAAUACCUCUCAGUGUACCGCUGCAUUCUGCAGGGAAAGUCAGAUGAUGUUGACGCUGUAUCCUGCCUGAAGGCCAUAAGUACGAAGAUUGUGUGGGUCGUCCUCAUGACAGGUGGAGGCCACUUUGCUGGUGCUGUAUUCCAAGGAAAAGAAGUCCUUCAGCACAAGACUUUCCACAGAUACACGGUGCGAGCGAAGCGAGGCACUGCUCAAGGACUCAAAGACUCUCAGAACCGCGGUCACACGCCCAAGUCUGCCGGAGCUGCUCUGAGGCGACAUAAUGAGGCGGCGCUAGUCAAGGAGAUUCAGGAUCUUCUGGUCAGCUGGGCUGAACACUUUGAGGAGGCCUCUGCAAUAUUUGUACGAGCCCCCAGCUACAAUAGAAGCAUCUUUUUUGGUGGUCGUGCAACUCCGAUUGACAAAAAAGAUUCCAGGAUCCACACACUGCCCUUUCCCACUCGCAGGGCAACCUUUCGAGAGGCACAGAGGGUACAUGAGGUACUUUCCACCAUCCGUGUUUAUGGGAAAGACACAGACAUGUCUGCAGUCUUCAGUCCAUCUAAGAAGGCCUGGAAAAAAACUGUCAAACCCACAGCACAAAUAAAUACCCAUCAAGAGAAAGCAGAAGAGGUCCGCGAUAGCUCUGAUGAAGAAGAGGGUGGAGAGAUCCAGCUGGAAAUGGUGGAGCUGACAAUAGGAACUCUAGACCUCAGGGAGUCUGAAAUCUAUCCCUCCAGGCACAGGAGGCGAAGGAGGAGAAAGAAGGAGGAAACCAAACUGCAAAAUGAGGAAUUGAGUAACGCAGAAGAAGAAAAUCAAGACGAGGAAGAGCCAGAGGCUACACCAGCAGAAGACACCCCUCAAGAGACACAAUCAAAGAACAAGAGGAAGAGGAAAGCACAGAGUAAGAAACAACUGGAUGGAAUUGCUGGUGACUCGUCAGAGUUUGGCCUGAGGGAUGAAGUGUUUACAGCCUGUAAGGUCGGGGAUGUGGACGCUCUAUGUCGACUUCUUCAGCUACCUGGAGAAUCGUCAGAGAGUCGAGAGCAGUCGGAGAGCAACCCUUCUGAUGUCCCGAGUCCUCUAAUGCUCCUUAAUAAGCCCAUAGACUCGUCAGGUUUCACUUUGCUGCAUGUUGCUUCAGCAGCUGCACAAAGGUCUGUGGUUAAGCUGCUCCUGGACGCAGGAGCAGACCCAGCCUGCAGGGAUAACAAAGGGCAGCCCCCGUAUAUUGUCGCCCCUGACAAAGACACAAGGAACGUCUUUCGUAAAUACAUGGGUGAGAAUCCUGACAAAUAUGAUUACACCAAGGCACAGGUCCCUGCGCCGCUAACGGCAGAGAUUGAAUCCAAAAAGGUGGAAAAGAAGAAGGCACUAAAGGCAUUGAGAAAACAGCGAGAAAAAGAGCAGAAGGAGGAAAAUAGGAAACACGAGUUGGAGGAAGAGGAAAAGAAGAGGUUUGCAUCUCUGACCGAUCGUGAAAAGAGAGCUCUGGCAGCAGAGAAGAGGUUAGCGGAGCAAGUAGCUGCAACAAGAGUCGGCCUCUCUAAUGUCAAGAGGUGCUGGUCGUGUGGAGAGUCUCUGCUUGAGAAGGUCCCAUUUCAGUACCUGGAUUAUUCGUUCUGCACCCCUCACUGUGUCCAAGCACAUCGAAAAGCUAAUACUAUUCCAGGCAAGACCUAAUGUAUAUGGCUGUGUCUUGCCAGUGUGCUAUUUUGAUAUUCAACUGUAAACAUACAUUUCAAAUAUAAUGAUGACCUCAGACAACUGGAUACUGUAUUAAAUCAUUAUGUAAUAAAUGUAUAUUUUAUUCACAGUAUCGGAAAUUAUGGAGAAGAUUAAAAAAGCAAAUACAAUAAAAAAAACUUUAAUACU
This is a messenger RNA of Cottoperca gobio, 2528 nucleotides long. RefSeq names its product ankyrin repeat and zinc finger peptidyl tRNA hydrolase 1 (gene ankzf1). The transcript has 16 exons. Lineage: Eukaryota; Metazoa; Chordata; Actinopteri; Perciformes; Bovichtidae. Gene Ontology annotation, molecular function: protein binding. Gene Ontology annotation, biological process: ERAD pathway. The record is from RefSeq and is a predicted model, not a curated record. The coding region runs from base 135 to 2336 and encodes 733 amino acids.